Amaranthus tricolor (Joseph's coat) is the source of this 10859-nucleotide messenger RNA. RefSeq lists its product as uncharacterized. Lineage: Eukaryota; Viridiplantae; Streptophyta; Magnoliopsida; Caryophyllales; Amaranthaceae. Gene Ontology annotation, molecular function: catalytic activity. The transcript is spliced from 2 exons. Bases 6034 to 7329 code for a protein of 431 amino acids. The record is from RefSeq and is a predicted model, not a curated record.
GAGUAAGCUCCCUGCUCUAUUUGCUUGCAAUGCUAUGUCUAUCAAAGUUGGCGAACGCUUCUUGUUCUCGUCCACCCCUUCUAGACUAAUGCAAGCACUAAGUAAGUAAACUACCUUUCUUUUUUUUUCAUAACCUAGACUAAAGAAGAAGCUCCUGAAUCCGCGCAGGGCCAAAUCAGCAGCAAGAGAACUGUCCUAACCUGCCACCGGUGACUUUCUCAGAGCUCCGCAGGAGAAGAAAGAAAGUCCGAGCCCAAUUUCUACAAUUGCAUUGCCUUACUCCCUAUUCUCUCUUAAAACUUUUGAAAGCUCGGCGAGAAAGAGUUGGUUAAGAACUAUUGACUCUAACCCAUAGCAGUGUAAGUCAGGAGAUGCUCGCCUUUGGAAUUAAGAUGGAUGAAGAGGCACUUGAGCCUGGAAAUGAAAAAAUUAGGGGAAAAGAUGAAAGCGGUCACUAUACUAGAGGAGGGCAAGACAUGACCGCGACUUAAGAUUCAAGUACCGUUAAAAAGACUAAAAGAACGAGAUAGCGAUAGCUGUAAUAAAGCACAGGCUAAUACGAGCCGACCAGAAGAAGCAAAGCUUAGAUUACCAGAUCGUGGACACAAUCCUCCUAGAGAUGGAGAGCCCCUUGCCUUUUCUAGCCUCUCCUUCUUGCUUGCUUACUUAGCUCUUGUCUUAGUUACUUUUUUUUUCUAGGGUUUUUAUGAGUGUUAAAACGGUAGAUUUUUCAUUUGCCAAUUAAUUUUUCCGAUUCGAUCAAAAAUGGGAUUUCUUUUUGGCUAGAGAAAGGUUCUGUGACAUGGACGCUUAGCCCAACUCGGUCGGUCGGUCAGCCCACCUAACAGAUGAUGAGAUUCUCGAUCGAUUUGAUCGAAUUUGGAAAAGUCUUUUUCACGAUUCAGAACAGUGGAGCUUUCGAUCAAGAUGUUCUCGCGUCCCCCGUUCGGGCUCUCGCUCAAAUCGGAACCCCUUUAUGCCUUGGCAGGCUUUCGACUCAAUCUAAUAGCCUACCUAUCGUCAAAGAGAAAGUUUUCGCAUGGGCUCAUCAUCUGAUGCAGAACCGAUGCGAGAAGGAUAAAAAAUAUGGGGGAAGAGGAUCUUUUUAGCUUUCAAAAACCAGUAGAAAGGAAAGAAUGCGGGGAACAACUCUUUCCAAAGACAGUAAUUAGUUUGAGUUAGCAUAAAAGAUUUGAUUGAAUGAACGCCAUCCUUGGUUCUUUUCAAAGAAAUCCAAUGUUGAGCCAAGCCUUUCCAGCCGGUAAUCGCCGAAGGCGAAGGCAAUGAAAUUUACUGACUCUUUAGAGUAAGGUAAUGCCAAUUCACUUACUUGGAACAAGUAAGGUAGUUUACUUACUUACUUGAUAGAGUAAGGAAAAAAAAGACUUUUUUAGAAGAAAGGCGAGAAGGAAGAGAAGAAGGAUUAGUAGUUGCCUCGCCGAGGAACUUGAGGCCGACAUACCGAGUGCGGUCCCAGAGUUCAAGACGCUGUCUAAAACUCGUGUCGAUCAUAGAAAAGCAUUUCUUUCAAAAUGAAAACAAACCUCAUUCUCUUGUUCCCCUCCCGAAAAAACGGCAGAUCCAGAUGCGAGAUGAUCCCGAACCUAUUUAAGAACCACCAUCCAUCACCAAUCACAUUCCACAUCCCACUUCAAUUUCAUUGCCUCUCUCUAACUCUAAAACUUAUGCACUCUACUCGCCGCCUACUCCACUCCUUACCACUAAACGACGAAGCCCGGAGCGGAAGGAGGGACUUGAACCCUCAACCUUAGCCUUGGCAAGGCUAUGCUCUACCAUUAAGCUAUUUCCGCCAGCUACGGUAGUGGCGAAGCACUACUGAGCAAUUCACGUAUCACUUGAUACGGACGACUUAUGUUUUUCCGCCGGACCACCCUCUUGACCUCCGAUCGAGCUACGAGCACGAGUAGGUAGGUGGCUAGGGGGCCGGGAAGGGGGACCUUUCUUUUUGCUUCGCGCUAGAUGAGAUGAUGAUUAGUAGGUCAGGUCCCGUGUGUGUGCUCUUUCUCACAAUCCUAAAGAGGCGGGCUGUCUUUUCAAUCAAUCUCCGGCCGCUCAGUGCCGCUAUUGGUGCGAGUUGUAAGGGGUAUUGGUCUCGAGUCGAGAAAAAGCUUCAUCUCAUUCUUGUAACGGGAGUGAGUGCACCGCAAGACCAGACAAGUUGCUCUCUCGCCUUGCAGCAGCGGAAUCCUUCUUUUAAGUUAAGUCAUUUCCUAAGAAGGCUCCUCUUAUUCUACGAGAAUCAAAUUCUCCUACAAUAAUUCCACGAAUCUGCUCGGAACCGGUCGAUUCCUGAGCCAUUCGUUCUCCCCUCUCGGUUGGCCUUUGGCAGCCACUAAAGCAAGUAAGAAAACCUAGAGUUCAUUCACUUAAAGAACCGCGGAUUUUUACCGGAUUGUACACCUUUGUGUCUGGCUAUGUAUAUGAAUAUGCAUAAAGAAAGGACGGGACAUCUCUCUCCUUUUUACUUUUUUUGGGGGGGGGAGAAGAGAGAGGAAAGAAGCUACAGCGGCACCUCACGAACUUCUUACUGGGGCAGCACCAUCCUAUAGGCAUUUGCGAGUGUUUGGAUGCACCUUUUUUGUUGUUUUGUUUAUAUUCUUGCGCAGUUAAGAGAUAAAUUGUCCUCAAGGCAAGCACUUGUGUCUUUUUUGGAUAUGCUCAGUCCGAAUAUAGAUAGAUGCUAUGACGUGAAAUCCAAGAGACUCGAUGUAUCCUUGAAUGUUCUCUUUAAUGAGGUCACCUCAUAUUUUCCUUUUCUUAAUUAAGAAGCCCUGGAGGAGAAUAGUGAUGGAGAUGUAUUAUGGCCUUCUCCUGUUCAUCAACUCGAACUUCAUUCUUCUGCAGUUGAUGUUAUGGAUCAGCCUCACUCUUCAGGCCAGCAUCUUCCGCCGAUUGUCAGCCUGUUCAGCUGACCUCAGAGGCUUCCAGUCAUCCGGAACAGCAUCUUUCUUCUCGGCGACGAUUACAGUCUCUUUCCAAAAGUCAGACUACUCUAGAAGAUCAGCAGUCUAGCCCAGUUGCUUUCCUUCCAGUCGCUUCCUUAGAUUAGAUUCUGGAUCCUUCUCUCAGUUCAAUCUUCUCAUGAACCUGAAUUCUUUGCUGAAGCUUCCAAUCAUUCUUGCUGAAGAAAGACUAUGCAAGAAAAAAAGAAGAAAACUGAGUCUCAUUGCCUGCAGAGAAAGAAGCCAUUGGCUGCAAGUGAAUUUACAAGAUCAAGCAUAAAACAGAUAGCUCAGUAGAAAGAUACAAAGCGUCAUUAGUAGCUAAAGGAUUCCUUCAAGAAUAUUGAGUCGAACCCCUUUAGAGAUAGAAGAAAGAUUUGCCCCGGGUUGCUAAACACCAUUCGUGGCAUUCUUGCCUUGGCUUUAAAAAAAAGUUGCCCUUAUUUCAACUUGACUAAUUAUCGCUGACAUUGUUUACACUUACAACAUAGGGGGAAGUGAUCAGCCUAUUUUUAUGGACAAGCCGAGAUCAUCUCACUUAGAAGCUGCUUUUCGGAUUCUGCGAUCUAUCAAAACCUCGCUCGGAAGAGGUUGAUUCUUGCCUAUUCUUCAGUAGAGUAUUCUGAAUAUGAAAACGCGGAAUUCAUUGACGAAUUUCGGCAAAGCAGACUGAUUAAGAUCAAUGCUGGUAAACCAUUUUCUUCAAAGAAAUAGGCUUUGUUAUAAAUAUAUAAAUAAUAAUAGAGUUUCCGGCAUACGCGCUUCUAUAACACGCUUUCUCUAUAAGAAAAAGUCGACUCUUUCCCAAAUGGAAACUGAUAUCCUCUUUUUUGUUGCCCAGUAGGGCCCAUGCAAAAGGUUUAGUUAAGAUAUGCCAGAUUCCACCAAGUAUACAAAUGGAACCUAUCCAUACAUGUCCUCCUAUUAUAUCUUCAAAAUCGUCCACACUAAGAAUCCAUUCUGAGGUGGAAUGCUUCACUCGGGUUCAAGACAGUAAGGGGCUUGGCAACCCCGUUAGAAGAUAAAGUCGAGUAGCGAGCUGCUUCGUCUUCUGCCGCUGGAUAGGAAUGAACCCAUGUCAAAAGCAGUAAGGAAUAGACUUAAUCAUUUACCCUAAAAACGGAUUUUCCUAUCCUAAUAGUAGGAGGAGACUUGUUGCAUUAGAUAGAUCGAGAGAAUCCUAUCUUCCUCUUAUUUAGUCGGUAGUUAGAGUUAGGACUUCUUCUAGCUCCUCUCCCGUUGGUCGAGUGGCUUUCGCUCCUCUAGACCAUACCUAUUUAGCCGAUGUCUUAAAUAGAAGACUGGUAUAAAUUGGAGGAAGAAUUGCAUUUAGAAGUCAUGACAUGACCAGCUGAUUUUUGGCACUCCAGCCAGCCGUCUUGGUCUCACUCAUAUUGGGAAUCAGAGAAAGAAAGCAGGGGGGACACCUCUAAAAAGAGCUUGUUCCAUAAACGCUUUCCUACAAUGAACAGACGAACCGAGCGAGUCCAAUGCAAAGAACCCCAGUGAGGAGAUCAGGUUACCCUUUUUCGUAUAUUUCUAAUACGUAAUACGAGGAGGUAAUUAGUUGAUACCGAGAAUGAUAGAAGAAGUUUGCUUAAACACCCCCACUAAGGUAAUAUAUUACUAUCCUAUACUCGUUUAAAUUACAGUCUAAGGUUGCGUACAUCUUCUUGUGUUAGAGUUCUUUCAAGCUCCUCCCUCAGCUUCAAUUCAAGUUUUCUGAUUUUAGUUGUAGGACUAAGGGCUAGGUGUUUUUGCAAUCCUUCUAGUCUUGCAAAAUUCCUUCGUUUCCUUUUGUAUAUGUCAACAAAAAUGUUAUGUUUCCAAUCCUCUGUCUUAACUUGUAAGAUGGUGAGAGCUUCAACAAAAGGGUCACUUUUUUGCCAAGCAUUUUUUAACCAAGGUUUCCAAUCCUCAUGACAUUCCCAAGUUGAUAGAUAUCUAAAUGCUCUGCCUUGGUUUUUUACAUUUUCUUUAGGGAUCAAAUUUACUAGGAUAGGGGAGUGGUCAGAGGCUAACCUAGGUAAGUGUCUUACCAUGAUGCUAUCAAAGAUAUCCAACAACCCCUCAUUCCCCAAUGCCCUAUCAAUUCUCUCAUGACAUCUUCCUCGUGACCAUGUAAAUCUAGAGCCAGUGAAACCUAAAUCUAUUAGUUUUGAGGACUGGAUCCAAUUCCUAAAUCUCAUGCAACCAUUUGAAGCCCUACCCCCUAAUUUAUCCAGAACCUCAGUAUAAGCAUUAUAGUCUCCCAAUGCAAUCCAGGGCUCAGAAAUUGUUGCUGCCAGUAUAGUGAGUUUAUCCCAUAAAACUCUUAUAAUUUGUGGUUCUUCAAUAUACAGAAGUUAAAUGAGUGCUUAUAUUACCAGGAAAAAUUACAUGCAUGUGAAUGAAUUGCCAAUCGUUGUGAAUGAUUUUAACAUUGAUGCUGUGAUGCCAUAAAAUCCAAAUACCUCCUGAAAAACCUAUAGCUUCAACUCUAUGUGACUUUGCCAUUCCUAAAGUCUUAAUAAUUGAUAGAGCUGUUAUACCGCUUACCCUAGGUUCUAAGAGUAUCACUACAUUGAUUUUGUAAAUAUCUAUUAACUCUUUAAGGUAGUUUACUUGCUUACUUGAUAGAGUAAGGAUUGAGAUAGUCUUUUUAUUUGAUAUGCCUUGACAAUUCCAAGCUAAUAGUUUGUACUCCAUUGAUGAGAAUUGAAUAAGACACAGAGGCAAGCCAUAAUCCAGCCAAGAAAUUUAAAAGGAAAACCCAAUUCCAAAAGAACAGAUUCCAAAAAAGGCCACUCAAUGGAGUUGUCCAGAACCUCAAUGCCCAUCCAGCUACACCUACAAAUCUUGUUGUUACUCCAGCUCAAGCCCCUUUGAGUGUAACCUCAGAAGAUGAUGGAGCAUGGAGAGUGGUGCCCAGAAGAACUACUAGAGCCAGAAGAGUGAAUUUCCCCACUACUGUUAACCCAGUUUCAAUGAUGAAUGAUUUAACUACAGUAGUUGAGGAAGAAGUUGUGUCACAUAAUGAGGUAGCUAAUGAUCCAGGGGAUACUAAUACAGGUAAUCCUUAUUUUACCUAAUGAUUAUUUGUACAUGGAAUAUUAGAGGGGGUAAUGACCCUAUUAAAAUUAGAGAGUUAAAGAAGUUUAUGAUUAGAAAGAAAAUAAGUUUCAUGGGUGUUCUGGAAACUAGAGUUAAGGCUCAACAAUUUGAGAAAAUCACUAAGCAACUUAAUAGUAAAUGGAUAUGGAAACAUAAUUAUUCUUGCUCUCCAAAGGGGGGAAUCUGGAUUGGUUGGAAUCCUCAAAUCAUUGAAGUAGAGGUGUUAGAGGUACAUGAGCAACUUAUUCAUUGUGAGCUUAAAGAUGUUAAUUCCUUUUUUUUCCAAAUUACUCUUUGUUAUGGAUUACACACUAUUGAUCAUAGAGUUGGGCUUUGGGAGAAGAUCAGAUCUUUGGCUAGUUAUUCUCAGUUAGACCAAUGGUUCAUUUUGGGUGAUUUUAAUGCCGUCAUGUAUACUGAUGAUAGAACUAAUGGAACAGCUGUUUCACUUGCUGAAAUCAAGGAUAUGUCUCAAUGGGUCACUGAUUUAAACCUUGCUGAAUUGAAAUCUACUGGCCCUUCUUUUUCUUGGUCUAGCAGAGGCUAUGCUGACAGAAGAAUUCAUAGUAGAAUUGAUCGUGCUUUUGGAAAUGUGACAUGGAUGUUAAAUAAAGGUCAUAUAGUAGUUGAUUAUUUGAUGCCUUCUUUGUCUGAUCAUUCCCCUCUCCUAUUGAAAUAUGCUGAUGAUCCUCUUACUGUGGGAAAGCCUUUUAAAUUCUUCAACUACAUGGCUCAUCAUGCUGAUUUUCAUACUAUUAUGCAUGAAUUUUGGCAUCCUAGUGGUUCUCACAAUCUGUUAGGAGCAAUUUGGGCAAAUCUUACACUUUUGAAGGGGAAAAUGAAAAGCUUGCAUAAAAAUGAAUUUCACAACUUGAAUGAGAAGAUUGAGACAGCAAGAAGUAAUUUGGAACAAAUUAAGUUUCAGUUACAGCAAGAUCCUGAUAGUGUUCAAUUGCAAGAAAAUGAGAAGAUAGCUGGAGAGUUGUUGAGAAAAUGGAAUUUUAUUGAGGAGUCUGCUCUAAAGCAGAAAUCAAGGAUUCAAUGGUUGAAGCUUGGGGACUCAAAUAAUCACUUCUUUCAUGCUGCAAUGAAAGCUAGGUAUAAUACAAAUAGAAUUAACCUCUUGUAUAAUGCUCAGGGUGAUAGGCUUGAGGAUCCUGUUGGCAUUCAACAGGAGAUUCUUCACUUCUAUAAAUCAUUAUUAGGUAGCAGAGCCUCUUCUCUUCCUUCUAUUGAUUUACCUGUUAUGUUAUUAGGAGAGGGUCUAUUUUGAACCUGGAAGCUCAACAGAGUCUGUGUAGAGAGGUUACAAUGGAAGAGGUGAAUCAAGCUCUUAGAGGGAUUGAUGAUGAUAAAGCUCCUGGAAUUGAUGGGUUUCAGUUUUUUUCAAAACAGCAUGGCAUUUUAUUAAAGAUGAUGUGUUUAGAGCCAUCCAAAAAUUCUUCCAGUAUGGGGUCUUUUGUAAGGCUAUGAACUGCACAUCCAUUACACUUGUUCCUAAAGUUCCAAAUCCCACUUUAGUAAAGGAUUUUAUACCCAUUGCUUCUUGUUCUAUGCUCUAUAAAAUAAUUUCGAAAAUCCUCAAAAGCUUCAGCUAUAUUUAAUAACAUACUCUCAUACUGAGCCCGGUUAACAUCCUUAUGUAAAAUUUCUAACAAUUCAGCAUAAGAAUAUAUUUUCAUUAUAUCAUUAUUUUUCAUAUAAGAUUCUCUGAGGUUAAUUCCUAAAUUUUUUAAAUUAACUCUACCGAGAUUCUCUGGCAUAAGUAAACCGAAGUUAACUAACUUUUGUUUAUUUACUUUUAUAUAAGAUAUCAUAUGUUUUGAUAUUUUGAAGGGCUGAUUCUGAAGUUUAUUCAUAACACUACAUAUUUCCUUAUAACUAUUACUGAUAUCAAUAUAGUAGUGAUUGAUAUCCCCCGUGCUUAACAGAUUGUAACGACUAAUUGCACCAGUUAUUCCACUUAAGUAACCACCUUUUAAGUCAGACAAAUAUUUAGGGUAUAAACCUGAUGGUAAAGCACUACCCCAAGAUAACGGUUUACAUACCAUAGGUAAAUUUAAUUUAAUUGGUAGUAAUGAUACAUCAAAAUUACGGAUAGCAUAAAGAUUUUUAGGUAAAUAAUAUUUACCCUUCUUCUUUUGAAUAGGUACAUUAUUAUUCUCAGAAUUUUCUAAUACCAUUAGAUUCCUAUCAACAAAAAAUUCAACUAAUGCUACACCAAUAUGGUGUUUUUUAAAUAAACUCUCAUUUUUUUCAUCUUCUUUUUCUAUUUUACUUUGAUAUUUAUGAUUAACUAGUAAAACAUGUGCUUUAACAUGCCUGUCCAGGUGAUCAAUUAAAGUUGAAACACGAACCAUGGAUGAAUCAGAGCGAUAUAAAAUACAGAUUACAUAAACAAUUAAUGCUUCAAGUGUAUAUUGCCCUAACUCAUUAAGUAAUUCUAAUUGUGGAUAUUGAUCUUUUUUUAAUUUUUCCAUUAAAUAAUCCUUAGCAUUCUUCUUAUCAGGUAUAAUCAUUAGACUCAUAAUGAGAUUGCAUGUGCUAUUAAUUGAUUUUGCAUCAAACUUCAUUGUAAGAUUUUCAAUCUUCUCUUGCAACUCUCUUAAUUUAUCCUGAUUAUAUGGUUUUGUUUCAUUUGAUUUGAAAUCAUUCAAUAUUUUAAAUACUUCUUCUUUAUACAUUACUCUGUUAGAUUUAGAUUCAUCGCCAUCAUUAUUUUCAAGAUUAUCCAGGUAGAAUUUAUUCCAGAAAUCAAUGAUGAUCCUUUUUGUUUCAUUAGAUUUGUUAUCAUACGAUAUAUAAACUGAAUUGCCUAUAAAAUAAAAAUAUGGACUAUUCAUAUUAGUUUUAAAAUUACUAAAUUUCGUCAUAAUUUUUGUUUUCUUUUAAUAUUUUGUUAUGGAUUUUUUCCUGUUUUUUAAUUCAGGGGUCUUUACCACGUUCGUCUUCUUUAAGAGAUUACAAUAUGUUUUGUUAAUAAGAGAAACUAAUAUGUUAUAUAAUAAGUAAAAAAUGUUUGAUAAAUCAGUCAUAGAGGGGUAUCUCCAAUAAUCAAAGAAGAUACAUCAACUGAAUACAGGCAAAGAGUAAUAAAACUCUGGGUUUUUACAAAGUGCCAUACCCUAUCAAACAUAUCCCCAUAAAGACGCUCUAGCAUAUUUGAUCUAGAGACAGACCUAAGUUAUAUUUUUUUAACUCUAUAGUGUAUGAUAUAUCUUAGGGAGCUUUCUUACUUAGCGCUUGCGCUAAGGAUCUAAUCAGAGUCAACCUUGGAUUUAAAAAAGCCCUUUUCCUUAUUAGCCAGAGUACAAGCGUACUCUUUGAUCUUUAGUAAAGGCGUAUUAAGCCAAAAAAGCAUUUUUUCGAACAGUCUCAACGCCCUCAUUGAGAGUCGCUCCGCGAGACGUCCAGUAGUCUCUGACUUGGUCUUCGGAAUCGUAACUCUCAGCCCGUUCCCAGCUUGACUUGCUCUCAGGUUGGCCCUUCUACUGGACUAAGUAGUAUUCCAUUCGUGCAGUCGGUCUAUGGGCUAGCCCAUGGUACGGUCAGCUAUGAUAUACUCAACUUCUUCUUUAGUAGGUUAGGUUCAUCUACAACAUCUGGUGGUGCCCUCGUGGGCACGUUCCUCUCUGGGUCGGUCUGGUCUAAUCGAAGUCAACUGACUUACAUGGAAUACGGGGUGAGUUUUCACCGAGCCGGUCUCUUGAGUCUAUAGGCGAUCUUUUCUAUCCGCUUCUCUACAGGGCCUACUUUCUUCUUUCUUCAGACCGGGCUAAGCCUGACGGUUGUUUAAGUAGGUUGGGCAGCUUUUGCUAUCCUCCUGCCACCUCUUGGCAAAGUAGUCUGAUGGGCAAGCUCCCUCCUGUCGCAGUGGUGUGGGGCGUCAGAGGCUGUUGCCCCGUGGCCAACUCGAAGGGGCUGAAGUUCGACGCAGAGCUUUUUGGUUGUUAAGUUAUAGUAGUACUGAGCAAUAUUCAACAGCUCCAGUCCUUACUCUAACAAGUAAGCAAGUAAACUACCUUCUGGUUGGCAUUAAAGUUCCUUAAGUAGCCUUCGAGGAAUCCAUUUUUUCUCCCCGUCUGAGCUUUCAAAGAUAUACCGACCGUAGGUAUCUGACCAUCAGAUACCGACAGCCGUCUUCUAACAUUACCUACUUUUAGGGGUUUUCCAAAAUGUAAUAUAACAUAAAAGCCCUUUUCAUCAUCAGAAACAACCGGAUUUCCGGCCUCUUGCAUUGCAUUACCAUAACGACAAGAAAAAUUCAUUAAAAAAAAGAAAGAUUGCUCUUGUGACUUGGAAUGAACCUUUCUCAGUGAAGGAAAGGAAUAGCGAUGGAUUUUGAUGGAGCAUCCAGGAACAAGAAGAUUCAACCGGACGACGAAUUCUUACGUGGUCCAAGGAAAGAAAAGGCCCGCUUCUACGAUUUCAUCUAUAUUGAAUCUUAAUAUAAGAAUAGCUUAUAUAGUCAUGAUUCAAUUCAGGUCCACUGACUUUUGAUUGAUUUCUCAUUUUUCGGAUCUGAUUGGAACAAUGGAGAAGGAGGAAGACUUUAGCGAUUCAUAAUAGGAUAUCUUGAAUAUCUAUGUCCCAGAACAUAAAAAAUUUUUAAUGAAGACUAAGACAGGAGUUUCGUGGAAGCCUUUUCUCGGAUUUGAUUUGAAGUGAUCACUUAAGCCUCUUUCUUAGGGCCUUUAAAGAGUGCGACUCUACCGCUUUUAAAAAAGAAAAGGCCUAUUUGUAUUUGAUUCAAUUCAUGAAUUAGCCUACUUUACUAUGAGUAUACUGGAAUUCUAUAUUAUA